AUGUACUGUUGCAUCGCCUCACCGGAUACUGCUGCUGUCUCUCCCCCCUCUCCAGCCUCCCUCCAUCACCGACGCUUCCCCUCCGCUCCUCCAGCUUCACAGGGCAGCGACAUAAGCGUGCUGUGCGUAGCGGAGGCCGGUCGCCGUUCAUGGGGAUGGCAUGGACACUGUCACUCGGUCUGCAUCUCUGUCCCGACUCCAGCCCCGCAGCAGCACAGCAGCAGCAUCAGCAGCAGCAGCGCAGCACCGGCUAACGGCAUGAGGCUCGACCCAGUGCACUUCUCCAUGCUGGUCAUCGGGGUCUCGUUCGCCUGCUACGCCCCGAGCCUCAACUCCCUCCAGGACCAGGCUUAUCGCUCGGCCGUGGUGAUAGAGGGCGAGGUGAGCUCCUUCCCCGACAAAAACGCCACGUCCCGGGAGCCGUACAGUGUGAAUGUCAGAGUUCUGGACGUGUGGCCCGUCAACAGCGGGGGCCUAGAGCGGGAGCAGCUCGUCACCGUGGGGGACUUCGGCUCCGAGGCCCCGUGCACCCCCGUGGAGAAGGACCACCGCUAUAUCUUUUUCAUGGACCCCACUGGAGAGCCGCUGGUCUUCAAGGCUUCCUACGCCCCCGUGGACACCAGCGAGCCCGAGCUGAAGAAGGACGUGGAGCGGGUUUUGUGUGAGGACUGCGCUUCUUAUGAGAUGACGACUCCAGUCUUCACAUCAGGGCAACACUCUGCUUCUCCGUAA
This is a messenger RNA of Knipowitschia caucasica, 732 nucleotides long. The record is from the annotation of a GenBank genome assembly. NCBI's taxonomy places the organism in Eukaryota, Metazoa, Chordata, Actinopteri, Gobiiformes, Gobiidae.